CCGGAGCAUCACUGAGUCUGAAAGCAGCUGAAGCUGAGCUGAGCGUCCAGCAGCGAGAUCAACCUCUCACUCGGAGCAGCGAGAUGGCCUCAAAAUGUCCCAAAUGUGACAAAACGGUGUAUUUCGCGGAGAAGGUGACUUCUCUGGGGAAAGACUGGCACAAGUUCUGUCUGAAGUGUGAGCGCUGCAACAAGACCCUGAACCCUGGAGGACACGCCGAGCAUGAUGGGAAGCCAUACUGCCACAAGCCAUGCUACGCUGCCCUCUAUGGGCCCAAAGGUGUAAAUAUUGGAGGUGCUGGAUCGUACGUGUAUGAGACGCCGGUCAAUGAUGCUCCUGUCAGCACUGGAACAGAACCGGAGCCCAAAGCUGAAGAGAAGAAAGCGGGUCCUCCGAACCGCGGACCAGUGAAGGCUGCGAGCUUCUCAUCUUUCUCUGGACAGCCCAACAUCUGCCCACGCUGCAGCAAAACUGUGUAUUUUGCUGAGAAGGUGACGUCUCUGGGUAAAGACUGGCAUAGGCCCUGUCUGCGCUGCGAGCGCUGCAGUAAGACUUUGGCUCCAGGGAGCCAUGCUGAGCAUGAUGGUCAGCCGUACUGCCAUAAACCGUGCUACGCAGUGCUCUUCGGACCGAAAGGAGUGAACACUGGAGGGAUGGGGAGCUACAUCUACGAGGAGCCGAGCGCCGAGAAUCAGCCGUGAAAAAAAAGAGUUUAACUCGUCCUGGCCUGCUCAUCUAGUUCAAACCAGUUUUAUCCUCUAUAUCUCGAAUGUGUGGAACUAACUAGUUUAUCGUGUGCCAAUCUCAUUUACUAAUUAAUAAGAACCUUACACGAGCAUAGCCUUGCCGUAUUUAUAUACUUUGUACUUUUUUAAUAUAGAAGACGUAGCAUUUAGCUGAAUUUGCUAGCUGCCACCGGCUGAACAGUGUUACUUAUCUUGAUCUGUGAUGUUUUUAAUGAACAACACCUACACGAUAGUUGAUGUAAGAGGCCUUUUUGGCCCACUUAAUUUAUUGUUUAUUGACUGUGCCUGUUUUCUAUUGGUUAACUGUGCACCUAUUUGCUUGUUACUGUUGAUGAUGUCACAAAGUUUUGUACAAUUAAAAAAAGCGUGUUGUGAA
This is a messenger RNA of Colossoma macropomum (tambaqui), 1122 nucleotides long. It is a transcript of the gene crip2l, whose product is annotated as cysteine-rich protein 2-like. The coding region runs from base 84 to 701 and encodes 205 amino acids. Lineage: Eukaryota; Metazoa; Chordata; Actinopteri; Characiformes; Serrasalmidae. The transcript has 8 exons. The record is from RefSeq and is a predicted model, not a curated record.